CAAAUUUCGCCCACAUUCCUCCCGCCUGCACGCUCGCCGCCCCGUGAGCGACAUUCUUUCGAGCCGGCCGCCACAACGCUCCGCUGCGCUCCAGCCACAGACGCCCCCGGCGAGCCCUGAUAUCGACAUCACCCAGGUUGGCCAUGGCCCACUGACCCACUCACGACACAUACCACGCCGCCGACCUCUGCAGCCCUUCCCCGACUACGGUCUGGUGACGCUGCUCCUCUUGACUGCAGCAGCACAACGCUCCUCUCGCACCGGCUAUGACGCAGCUCUUCAGCUCCUCGCACUCGUCAACCAACACCACCAUGACGGAGAAGCGCACCUUCUCCGGCAACCCGCUGUCCACCAACAAGCCCGUCAACGGCAAGGACGGCCAGGUCUCGCAGCGCAUCAAGAAUUUCUUCCGCAUCAACAGCAGCACCGACACGCGUAAACACUCGGACGAGGCCAAUGGCAUCCACACCCCCAAGAACGAGAAGUCCGGGUCGCGCCAUUCCCGCUUCCUGCCGCACAUCUCCCGUAAUCGCUCGACGACCGUCACGAGCGAGGGCAAUCCGUUGGACGACGCCGUGUCACCAACCGCACACGCCAACCCCUACUUCCAGCACCAGGGUCCCCCUGCCCUCCGCCACCACAAUGAAGGUAGCGUACCGUCGACCCCGCCCGACACGCCAGGCAUACCAACGACCAAAGUAGAAGCAGUCAGUGGAGCGAAUGACCAGGCCACCGCUGCUGGCAAGGAGGAAUUGGCAAGGAAAUUGCGAAGGGUAGCGUCUGCACCCAAUGCGCAAGGCCUCUUCUCUUCUGGCAAGUCCGCUGAAAGGCCGCAGACCGCAGAGCUCGCCAAGCAGCCCGUCCUGCUCCACCCCAGUUCCUCGACGCUCAGCAUGGUUGAGACGGUCCAGCAAGAUUCAGACCACCUGGCACCUGUAGACACAUCGAAGGGCAUUCCCACACCCGGUCAGAUCCGCCAAUCGGUAGCUUUCCGGAGAACAUAUAGCUCCAACUCGAUCAAGGUCCGCAACGUAGAAGUUGGACCCGGUAGCUUCGACAAGAUCAAGCUGAUCGGCAAGGGCGAUGUCGGCAAGGUGUACUUGGUGCGAGAGAAGAAGUCGAGCAGGCUAUAUGCUAUGAAGGUGCUGAGCAAGAAGGAGAUGAUUAAACGUAACAAGAUUAAGCGUGCGCUCGCCGAGCAGGAGAUCCUGGCUACCAGCAACCACCCUUUUAUUGUUACUCUGUACCACUCGUUUCAGUCAGAGGACCACCUCUACCUCUGCAUGGAAUACUGCAGCGGUGGUGAGUUCUUCAGAGCGCUUCAGACCCGACCGAACAAGUGCGUAGACGAGGAUGCGGCGCGCUUCUACGCUGCUGAAGUCACGGCUGCACUGGAGUACUUGCAUCUGAUGGGCUUCAUCUACCGCGACUUGAAGCCAGAGAACAUCUUGCUGCAUCAGUCCGGCCACAUCAUGUUGUCAGACUUCGAUUUGUCGAAACAGUCAGAACCUGGUGGUCGCCCAACAAUGAUCCUCAGCGGCCGCAAUGGUACCUCGUCGAGCAACCUACCAACGAUAGACACGAAGUCGUGUAUUAACAACUUCCGUACGAACUCGUUUGUAGGGACGGAGGAGUACAUUGCACCUGAGGUGAUCAAGGGCUGCGGACACACUAGUGCUGUCGACUGGUGGACACUUGGUAUCCUGAUCUACGAGAUGCUUUACGGGACAACGCCCUUCAAGGGCAAGAACCGCAAUGCAACUUUCGCCAACAUUUUGAGGGAUGAGGUGCCAUUCCCCGAGGGCUCUGGCGCGCCGCCAGUCUCCAACCUUUGCAAGUCGCUCAUUCGUAAGCUCCUGAUCAAGGACGAGACUCGACGACUGGGAUCUCGUGCUGGUGCUUCUGACAUCAAGACGGCACCUUUCUUCCGCACUACGCAAUGGGCGUUGUUGCGUCACUCGAAACCCCCCAUCAUUCCUCACCAGGGCCACGGAAUCGAGACACCCAACUUCAGAAAUGUCAAGGAGAGUCAAAGUGUCGACAUUGGAUCAACAAAGACCAAGGGUGUGCCACUGGACUCUGGCCUUGCGACCCCCAUGGGUGAGAUUGCGGAUCCUUUCGAGGAGUUCAACAGCGUCACCCUACACCACGAUGGUGAUGACCACAGCCACGGAGCAACCGACCACGACCACCUCGCACAACAAAACCAGGGCUCGCGGUAGUAUCAGGCGUGAUCUGACCACCAUCUCGACAGCAGAGAACUUGCCUUUUACUUUCUACAUAUCGAUAUGGGAGACGCUCGGAUGCGUUACUCUCAGCUCCACUCAUUUACUACACCUGAUAGAUAUUGGACACUUCUCACGGCAACGGCGUUUGUUGGAGCAUUGACCUCAGACUCUUCGCAGACGAGAGUCAACGAGCGUCUCGUAAAAUUCUUUGGCGUUGAUUAUCAUUAGGAGCGUUCAUGGUUGGUCGAUUUCAUUACAGUCACGGAUGAGAUACUUAAGGGAGGUCGAGGAGGGGGACGCAUUGUGCACGAUAGAUAGCAAUAGCAGACAUGUGAAUGA
This is a messenger RNA of Macroventuria anomochaeta, 2567 nucleotides long. Its product is annotated as serine/threonine-protein kinase ppk14. Gene Ontology annotation, cellular component: plasma membrane; nucleus; cytoplasm. Gene Ontology annotation, biological process: protein phosphorylation. The transcript has 4 exons. The record is from RefSeq and is a predicted model, not a curated record. Gene Ontology annotation, molecular function: ATP binding; protein serine/threonine kinase activity. The coding region runs from base 312 to 2222 and encodes 636 amino acids. NCBI's taxonomy places the organism in Eukaryota, Fungi, Ascomycota, Dothideomycetes, Pleosporales, Didymellaceae.